CCCAACUGGUAGGUGUGAGGGCGAGCCAGCCAUCAGUCCAUCAUGACCGCUCUCACAGUCCGCGUCUCUCUUGCCCUCCUCGGCCUCCUGUUGGUGGCGUGUGGGGUGGGGGCCAUGCCGGCGAGGAGCAGCUCCUGCCUCUCCCCGGUGGACCUGAGGCUGGGCAGUGCCAACGGUAGUGCCACCACAAGCAUCCCCCUCCAGGCGCGCCAACUGAAGGUGUCGGUGGUGUUGGAGAGUGGGGAGAGCGAGGGCGUACAGGUGGCCAGACUGGUGCCUGUAGACGUCGACGCCCCCAGGUGCACCACCCCGUCUGCCUCGGACCUCUCCGUCUACUGCUACAAAUACUCUGAGAUACGCUGGAGCCAUCUUGGCACCCACGGCUCCGACCAUGCUGUUAACGGGCGAAAAUCUAACUUGGAGGCGCAGCACUACCUGCGCCGGACCCACCACCAGCUGACGGGGACGCCUCUGGCCGUGGGUGUGCUCGCCAGAGUGACGCCACAGGCCAGCCUCCACAACUCAGCCUACCAGAGGUCGGUGGCAGACAUAGUGAAGUUGAUCAAGAAUGAGACGAGGAGGAUGGACUUGACCCUGGGUGACCUCCUUCCUCCCGAGGGUCGACCUUACUACCAGUACAAUGGGACUGUUCCUGGAUCAUGUACAGAGGAAACAGAGUGGUUGGUGUAUGAUGGAGAAAUGACCACCUCGCCCGAGCUACUGGAAGCCCUCAAGGGGCGGUGGAGCAGAGAGGCACACUUCGACAUCGUGGACGCCUCGCCCACAAUCUUGUACGCCAGUGGGACCUCCAACACAAAGGCAAGAUCUGGUCUGCCCACCAACCAAAGUACAGAGCAUAUAACACCCUCGAGAUCGAAAGAAAUGGUUCCAUCGGUAGUGUUGUCUCCACCCUCCACGAACUCUACCACAAGAACACCAGAGUAUACUUCUCAACUGGUGACAACGGUCAACUCAACACUCGUGAUGUCUCUAACACCUGUGGCACCUAUAGAUGCAAAUAUCUCCGUCAAGAGUUCCUCCAUGAUGGCCCAGAGCACGACGCCGCCAGUCAGCCCCACACCCAUCACUACCUCGUCCAGUGAACUGAGCUACCAGCCAGGCGGCGCCAGUGCUCCCCGGGGGGCGGUGUUGCUAGGGUUCUUGCCCAGCUCUGCACUACUCUCUCUCGCUGUAGUAAUUGUAACAGCUAUGAUUUUCAUAUUGUUUUAAUUUGCAAUCUAGAUUUUAUUUUUUUUAUGUAUAUAUAGAAAAUUGUUUCCACAUUUUCUGAAUAACGCUGGAACGUUUUUUAACGAUUGUACAAAAUAUAGCAGACUUCCUGACGAAGACGGAGGAAGUUGUUGCAGGGUUUCCUAAAACAAUAUUUGACAAUUAGUUUCCGUAUCGUCCAUGGGUGAGGGCGUCAUUAAGAACCACAUUAGUUUAUUUAAAAAAUAUAUACCAUUAGUAUCUUGGCCAGCUCUAUAAAUUUGUAAUGUAAUACCAUUUUAGACUUAAAAUUAUAGCAUCUUCUCCAAAACCAAUCGUAUUAAUUGACCACAAGGUGAUUAAACGGGGAACAUUUAAUUGUAUAAAAAUGUACUAAAAGUGAAACUUUUAGUUGUAAAUUAACAGCUCGAUUGGCCAUUUUAAUUGGAUGAACGACACUUAACCCUUUAUAGCUGUACCGUCCCCCUCCCUCGCCAUCUUGCUCUAAUAUAAACCCCAUCCUAAAGUCCAAUAGAAAAUAUGGUAAAUGGAAAAUUUGCUGUUCCCCCCAAGCAAUAUAAAGAUUCAUUACAUUAAAUAUCAUAAUGUUUUUGAGGAGUGUUCAAGGGUUUCUGCUUCGUCUCUAGCGGCUACAUAAUCCCCCAGGCUUGGUGCAUUCUUUUGAUACUUGGUUAUAUCUAGCAUGAUUAAUGAAGUGUAAAUUGGUAAAAGAAUGGAUGAAAGAAGGCAGCUAGAGUAAAAUAACUUUGGGAAUAUGUAUGAUCUGACAAAUUAAGUAGCAAUAAAUAAGCCUGUACUUGCCUUAAUUUUAUGCAUUUUUUAUUGUAAAAUAAAACUAAUUAAAU
Molecule: messenger RNA, 2075 nt
Organism: Procambarus clarkii (red swamp crayfish)
Lineage: Eukaryota; Metazoa; Arthropoda; Malacostraca; Decapoda; Cambaridae
Source: RefSeq, a predicted model, not a curated record